Messenger RNA from Dendrobium catenatum, 600 nucleotides. RefSeq lists its product as uncharacterized. The record is from RefSeq and is a predicted model, not a curated record. The coding region runs from base 1 to 600 and encodes 199 amino acids. The transcript is spliced from 3 exons. Lineage: Eukaryota; Viridiplantae; Streptophyta; Magnoliopsida; Asparagales; Orchidaceae.
AUGGAAUGGAAGGAUACUCUUGUAGUCCUUAUUCCAAAAGUUAAUAAUGCUUAUUUCCCAUCUAAGUUCAGGCCAAUUAGUCUUUGUCAGACUAUUUACAAGGUAAUUGUUACUGUUUUGUUAAAAAGAAUCAAGACAUUGCUCCCGCUCUUUAUUGAUGAACUUCAAGUUGCUUUUGUACUGGGUAGAUCUAUAUCUGGACAUUGUUUGAUUUCACAAGAAAUGAUGGAGAAGUUUAGAAGAUCUCAAUCUAAAAGUGGUUUAUGUGCAAUAAAGAUUGACAUGGAACAAGCUUAUGAUUGCAUGAGCUGGGAUUCGUUAAGGAAGGUCACGCAGUUACUAAAAUUUCCUUCAAAUUUUAUUGGCUGGAUUUUACAAUGUGUUUCUAAUCCUUGGUUUUCUAUAUCCAUUAAUGAUAUUCUGUCAAAGGCUAUUGCACAAUCUGGAGAAGAAAGAAUUGGAGUUUCUUUAUGGUGGUCAGUUUUUAAAAAACCUGGGAGAUCGUGGUUCAUUCUACAGGAGGGCUGGAGAUCUUUGAAGGCUGCUAUCAGAUGGAAUUUCGGUAACGGAACUUCAACUUCUAUUCUCAAGGAUGUUUGA